AUGCGGGCGGCAGUGGAAAAGGUACACUGUGUGAAUGAGUGUGGCAGGAGUAGCCCAGUGCUCAGUGUGGACGGCUCCACCCAGAAGCUCUUCUAUCUGAAGAGGAGAGACAUCCUAGAAAUCAUGAAAACCCUUUUGAUGUCGCAGUACACUCUGGGACCUGAGGGGGGAGCCCCGGAGCUCAUGAAGGUGAAGCUGAGCGGAAAGAGUGGCCGAAGCGCAAAUAUCGUUUCAACAGAGACAGGCCUCUCAUCACAGCUACAGGGGAACAGGUCAUCAGGAGGAUGUGCCGGUGGUGACUUUCUUCUGCACUCAGGAACAUGGGCUUCUCCUUCAGGAUUCCUACCCCAAACCAGCCGGCCUGCAGGCCCUACUGGCCCUGAACGUUUCCUACUACUAUUUCACCUGUAA
Molecule: messenger RNA, 411 nt
Organism: Oncorhynchus gorbuscha (pink salmon)
Lineage: Eukaryota; Metazoa; Chordata; Actinopteri; Salmoniformes; Salmonidae
Product: intraflagellar transport protein 140 homolog
Exons: 4
Coding region: 1-411 (136 amino acids)
Source: RefSeq, a predicted model, not a curated record